AUGGUCGAAAGAGAACAGACGAAAAAAGACAUAAAGGAAUUGUCAAGAAAUGAUAAGUACUCGAUUUUGCUUCCAACCUACAACGAAAUCGAGAAUUUGCCCAUAAUUGUUUGGCUUAUCGUGAAAUAUAUGGACGAGAGCGAACUUGAUUAUGAGAUUAUCGUGAUAGACGAUGGUUCACCAGAUGGAACGUUGGACAUGGCCAAACAGCUGCAGAACGUGUAUGGAGAAAACAGGAUAGUUUUGAGACCAAGAGAAAAGAAGCUUGGACUAGGCACAGCUUACAUGCAUGGAAUUAAACAUGCUACAGGAAACUUCAUUAUCAUUAUGGAUGCAGAUUUGUCGCAUCAUCCCAAAUUCAUACCAAAAAUGAUAGAGCAGCAGAGAUAUCUUGAUUUGGAUAUCAUUAGUGGCACCAGAUAUGCACAAGGUGGUGGAGUUUAUGGUUGGGACUUCAAAAGGAAAUUAAUAAGCAGAGGAGCAAAUUUUUUGACUCAGCUCUUGCUGAGGCCAGGUGCCAGUGAUCUCACAGGAAGUUUCAGGCAAAUAACUUGGACAUUAAUAAAUGACGUAUUGGAGAAACUUACUCAGUCCUGCGUAUCAAAGGGAUAUGUCUUCCAAAUGGAGAUGAUCGUAAGAGCUAGACAAUUCAAAUACACUAUAGGAGAAGUUCCAAUCACAUUCGUCGACCGUGUCUAUGGAGAAUCAAAGCUGGGGGGAUCAGAAAUUUUUCAAUUCGUAAAGGGUCUUUUGUAUCUUUUUGCAACUACGUAA
Messenger RNA from Heterotrigona itama, 774 nucleotides. NCBI's taxonomy places the organism in Eukaryota, Metazoa, Arthropoda, Insecta, Hymenoptera, Apidae. The record is from the annotation of a GenBank genome assembly.